GAAAUAGUGUGUAAAGAAUUAACUCUUUUCCAAAGAUGGAUACAGAUAUAGAACAGAUUCAUACCAUUUUACUCGACGCUAACAUUCCAUCGAGUAUAAACGAUUUGAAACAUCCAACAGAGGAGUUUGUUGUGAACUUAAUGAAUACAUUUUUAAGAAGAUUUCACAUUGAUGUUGAUACAAUUAACGAACCAACAGACGAACAACGAGAGGCAAUGUCAUACUGCGAGGACAGUGCCAUAAUUAGUCUCAUAAAUUUACAAGUAGCCAUGGAACAGAUAUGUCAACGAAUAUAUAUAAAAGAUUUAUGUAUUACCGAUAUCAUUAGUCCAGGUUCAAAGAGAAUACAUAAACAAGCAAAAUUCCUUUCAAAUUUCAUAUUAUAUGCAACCACUAAGGAAUCGGACAUAGGGGACAAAAUAAUUGAAAUACAAAACAAGGCAAAAAUAUUGCACGAUAUUUUGGAGAAAAAAAAGGAAGUGAUAAAGGCUAGAAAAUAUAAAGAAGAACAUAUAGCAAAGCAAUUAUUAUUGAAGGAAAAACUUGAAGCUGAGAUUCAACUAAUACGGUCCAGAUUAGAGAAAAAUAAGAAGAAGGAUGUUAAACUUCAGGCAGAAAUGGCCGCGGCAGAUGAACAAAACGAACAGGCAUUGACAGCUUACGAGUCAUACAAAAUGCAAUCUUUAAAUUUAAGCAAAACCAUAAAAGAACUGCAAUCGGAGAUUGUCAAGUCUCCCGAAAUGUAUGAAUUGCGCCUAAACGAAUUGGAGAAACAACAAAUUGAAAAAAUCAAGCAACGUGACUUGAUGCAAGAGGCAUUCCAAGAAAAAAAAAAUUUAAUCGAAAAGAAAACAAGAAUUUUUACAUUUAUACAGAAGCAACUAGAUGAGUUCAACGAAGUGAAAGAUAUGCAUGAACAAUUAAAGAAAGUAAGCGUACAAGCAGAUAGUUCCAAGAAGCAGGUCGAAAUGGUAAGAGCAGAUAUUAAUGCAUUUGAAAAGAGACUGGAAACUCAAAAAAACAAACUGAAAGAGACCGAAGUAGAUGAACUUCGCGUGCAAUACGAAGAACGCCUUAUUCCUUUACGUAAUUUAAAAACGCAAUUGUUAAGUGAUAAAAAGAUAUGUCAACAAAAACUGGAAGAAGAACAAGUUCAGUACAAUGAAGAUUGUUUAGAGCUGAAGAAAAUGCAAAGUGCUAUUGAAAAAGUAGAGGAAGAAACGUCAGCCUUUAUUAAGACUUGCCAAGAUAUUUAUAAGAGUGAAAUUGAGGGAGAAAUCUCGAUGGAAAAUAUGUUUAAAUGA
Molecule: messenger RNA, 1304 nt
Organism: Dufourea novaeangliae
Lineage: Eukaryota; Metazoa; Arthropoda; Insecta; Hymenoptera; Halictidae
Product: myosin heavy chain, non-muscle-like
Exons: 8
Coding region: 36-1304 (422 amino acids)
Cellular component (GO): Ndc80 complex; kinetochore
Source: RefSeq, a predicted model, not a curated record